Messenger RNA from Pseudoliparis swirei, 1799 nucleotides. RefSeq lists its product as uncharacterized. Gene Ontology annotation, cellular component: extracellular region. The transcript is spliced from 7 exons. The coding region runs from base 116 to 1447 and encodes 443 amino acids. Gene Ontology annotation, biological process: negative regulation of endopeptidase activity. Gene Ontology annotation, molecular function: cysteine-type endopeptidase inhibitor activity. NCBI's taxonomy places the organism in Eukaryota, Metazoa, Chordata, Actinopteri, Perciformes, Liparidae. The record is from RefSeq and is a predicted model, not a curated record.
UCCUCCGGCAGCAUUUCAACAUCUCCAAUCUGUUUUGAUUCCAAAAGUCACCGAACGCAAACACCAGAGAACAAACGUACCUUUACACCAGCUGCUGUCCCGAGCCUCCGUCACCAUGGACGAGUCUCUCUGCGCAUUAUUACUGCUAUUCUCAUUGUCUCUGCUGUCUCGUGGCGCUCGGGGUUUCGCCCUGUCGCCCAUCGAGCUGGCUCCCAUGCCCUGCACCGACAAGGCGGUGGAGAAGCUGUCUCGUCUGGCCGUCACGUACGUCAACGAGGAUCGAACCGACGGCUACAAGUUUGCCCUCAACCGCAUUGCAAAUGUCCACCUGCACGCUCAGGGCCCAGCGGGCAAUGUGUAUUACCUGGACCUGGACGUCCUGGAGACAAAGUGUCCCAUUGGCAGCCCGAAACCAUGGAAACGCUGUGACGUCAGACCAUUCAUGGAAACGCAAAUCUCUGGCAUCUGUAACACCACCAUGCUCCUCACACCCGAGGGAUACUCCUACCUGUACAGCUACGACUGCACUCUGGUCCCAGACCUCCCAGAGAAGCUCCAGCAGACGUGUCCCACCUGCCCCACCCUGCUCCCAGUGGACAGCCCACAGGCCGUGGCCGCCGCUCAGGUCACCCUGGCGUCCUACAAGAGGCGGUCGGCGGUGGGCGCCGGGCUCGGAGUGAAGAAGAUCACCAGAGCUGCAUCGCGGGUUGCACCUGUGAAAGCCAGUUUUGUGGAGUACAUCGUUCAGGAGUGUCCAGAGGGAGUGACGGAAAGAGGCACCUGCCAGCGGCUGACGCCGGAGUCCGACACGGAGACUGCAGGGUUUUGUGCAGGAUCAGUGCACGGGGACUUGGACGUCCAUCCUGAAGUCCAGGUGUCCUGUGAGAUGUUCAAAGCUCAGAACGUGGAGUUCCUGCGACCCGUGCGGCCUCAGGGUCACGACCUCCCCCGGGACCCCGCGACGACCCCAACCUUCCCGACUCCGACCUUCCCGAUAACAAUCGACGACCUGGAGAAGGACCCUCUGCCUCUUCCCUCCGACCCUGGACCACCCGCUACUGUUCAACCAGAGAUUUUCGACCCCACGCCAAUUCUCGACCCCACGCCGAUUCUCGACCCCACGACCAUUCUCCCCGUGCCCUUUGACCCCCCCGCGGCGCCUCGCCCCUGCAACCCCCUCGCCUCGUCUUCCAGCGAGUCGGCCGAACAGCGACGGCGGGCGCCGCCGGGCGCCGACCCUCUCGCCUCGUCCUCCGAAGAGAUCGGAGGCCCCGCGGCGAUGCGACCGCCGUUUAACUUCCGCUACCAGAGGCGCGACCGCCGCAGGAAGCGGCAGGCCUUGGUGGAGAGCUCCCCGUCUCACACCCCCAGCUUCCUGUCUGAUUUCCCCAGCGGGCGCUCUCCUUUCCGCUCCUGCCCCGGUCCGGCUCGAUACACCACAGUUUAACUAGCGCCGCGGCCGCCGGUGAGGGGGAGGGCCGUUAAACCGCUCCGGCUCCCUCUGCCGCUGGAGGCUUGUAAUAAGUUGUGCUAAUGAGAGGAAUACCAUCUCUUUUUUUUAUUUUUUAUUGUACCUGAAAUUACUUUCUGUGCUGCCGCUGUGAUAUUGCUCCCAAAGCAGCCAAGGCUUAAACCAUAUGUAUUUGAGAAUGGCUAUUUUUAAUAACUACUUGAAUAAAUCUUGGUUUGAAUCUGAAACUGCUCGAUGAACUGACGUACUUCAGCUAACAGUCUGAUCAUACUUAUAUUACUUCUACUUGUGUUUUGGUGAUAAAAUGUCCAUAAAACGUAAAAAAAUA